Molecule: messenger RNA, 2602 nt
Organism: Zea mays
Lineage: Eukaryota; Viridiplantae; Streptophyta; Magnoliopsida; Poales; Poaceae
Product: probable beta-D-xylosidase 7
Exons: 3
Coding region: 45-2372 (775 amino acids)
Biological process (GO): xylan catabolic process; arabinan catabolic process
Cellular component (GO): plant-type cell wall
Molecular function (GO): xylan 1,4-beta-xylosidase activity; alpha-L-arabinofuranosidase activity
Source: RefSeq, a predicted model, not a curated record
GUCUUCUCCCUCCUAUCGCGCGCUAAGUACUUGCUUCGAUCGCCAUGAAUACCUUCUCCUCCCACAAUGCAAGGACGGCGCUGCUGCUCCUUGCACUGUCCUUUUCAUUGGCCGUGGCGAGCGACCCCAUGUUCUCGUGCGGCCCGUCAUCUGCGUCGCGGGCCUACCCUUUCUGCGACCGUUCGCUCCCCGCGGCGCGGCGCGCGGCGGACCUGGUGUCGCGGCUGACGGUGGCGGAGAAGGUGUCGCAGCUUGGGGACGAAGCGGCGGGAGUGCCGCGGCUGGGAGUGCCUCCGUACAAGUGGUGGUCGGAGGGCCUGCACGGGCUCGCCUUCUGGGGCCACGGCAUGCGGUUCAAUGGCACCGUCAGCGCCGUGACCAGCUUCCCGCAGGUGCUGCUCACCACCGCCUCCUUCGAUGAGAGCCUCUGGUUUCGCAUCGGCCAGGCCAUCGGCCGGGAGGCCCGGGCGCUAUACAACCUGGGACAGGCGGAGGGGCUCACUAUCUGGUCACCCAACGUGAAUAUCUUCCGUGACCCGCGCUGGGGCCGCGGGCAAGAGACACCCGGCGAGGACCCGGCGGUGGCCAGCAAGUACGCCGUCGCCUUCGUCCGGGGCAUCCAGGGGAGCAACCCCGCCGGCGCGGCGGCCGCGCCGCUCCAGGCCUCCGCUUGCUGCAAGCACGCCACGGCCUACGACCUCGAGGACUGGAACGGCGUGGCGCGCUAUAACUUCGACGCCCGGGUGACGCUGCAGGACCUGGCCGACACGUUCAACCCGCCGUUCCAGAGCUGCGUCGUCGACGGCAAGGCCAGCUGCGUCAUGUGCGCCUACACUGUGAUCAACGGCGUCCCCGCCUGCGCCAGCUCAGACCUGCUCACCAAGACGUUCCGAGGCGCCUGGGGCCUCGACGGCUACGUGUCCUCCGACUGCGACGCCGUGGCCAUCAUGCGUGAUGCGCAGCGGUACGAGCCCACGCCGGAGGACACCGUCGCCGUCGCCCUCAAGGCUGGUCUGGACCUGAACUGCGGGACGUACACCCAGCAGCACGGCAUGGCCGCCAUCCAGCAGGGGAAGAUGACGGAGAAGGACGUGGACAAGGCCCUCACCAACCUCUUCGCCGUGCGGAUGCGGCUCGGCCACUUCGACGGCGACCCGCGCGGCAACGCGCUGUACGGCCGUCUCGGAGCAGCGGACGUGUGCACCGCUGACCACAAGAACCUCGCCCUCGAGGCGGCGCAGGACGGUAUCGUCCUUCUCAAGAACGACGCGGGCAUCCUCCCACUCGACCGCUCCGCGGUGGGCUCCGCGGCCGUGAUCGGGCACAACGCCAACGACCCGCUCGUGCUAAGCGGAAACUACUUUGGCCCCGCGUGCGAGACCACCACGCCACUCGAGGGGCUGCAGAGCUAUGUCAGGAACGUGAGGUUCUUGGCCGGCUGCAGCUCCGCGGCCUGCGGCUACGCCGCGACGGGCCAGGCGGCCGCGCUGGCGAGCUCGGCGGAGUACGUGUUCCUGUUCAUGGGGCUGAGCCAGGAUCAAGAGAAGGAAGGGCUGGACAGGACGAGCCUGCUGCUCCCUGGCAAGCAGCAGAGCCUGGUCACCGCCGUUGCCAGCGCGGCGAAGCGGCCGGUGGUCCUUGUGCUGCUCACGGGCGGCCCCGUGGACAUCACGUUCGCGCAGUCGAACCCCAAGAUCGGCGCAAUCUUGUGGGCAGGCUACCCGGGCCAGGCAGGAGGGCUUGCCAUCGCUAGAGUCCUCUUCGGCGACCACAACCCCAGCGGCAGGCUGCCCGUGACGUGGUACACGGAGGACUUCACUAAGGUGCCCAUGACGGACAUGCGAAUGCGUGCCGAUCCGGCCACCGGAUACCCCGGCAGGACCUACCGUUUCUACCGGGGCAAGACCAUCUACAAGUUCGGAUACGGCCUCAGCUACUCCAAAUUCUCACGCCAGCUAGUCACAGGAGACAAGAACCUGGCCCCUAAUACGAGCCUACUUGCCCACCUUUCCGCGAAGACCCAGCAUGCCGCCACGAGCUAUUAUCACGUCGAUGACAUCGGCACGGUCGGGUGUGAGCAGCUCAAGUUCCCGGCGGAGGUCGAGGUGCUGAACCACGGUCCGAUGGACGGGAAGCACUCGGUGCUCAUGUUCCUCCGGUGGCCCAAUGCGACGGAUGGACGGCCGGUGAGGCAACUGAUAGGGUUCAGGAGCCAGCACAUCAAAGCUGGGGAGAAGGCCAACGUCAGGUUCCAUGUCAGUCCGUGCGAACACUUCAGUCGGACGAGGGCGGACGGCAAGAAGGUGAUCGACAGAGGGUCUCAUUUCCUCAUGGUUGGCAAGGAGGAGUUGGAGAUCAGCUUUGAAGCCUGAUGCCGUAACAGGAAAAGCGUUAUAAUUUACAGGUGUCGCCGGGAAAGUUGGUAACUUCAGCAUACAACACAAGAAGUCAAGUAAUUUAUAAUUCAUUCAUAUUUGCCUCUUCAAAAUGUUGGGGCUUUUACAUGUGAUUUAUUAUUAAGCAUAUUUAUCUAUCAAAUGUAAUCAUGUGUUAGGCGUAGAAUAUAGUUAAUUUAUUGUUAGGACCAUGGUGGUCCCUAAAA